This is a messenger RNA of Nelumbo nucifera (sacred lotus), 1296 nucleotides long. RefSeq names its product autophagy-related protein 101-like. Gene Ontology annotation, cellular component: phagophore assembly site; Atg1/ULK1 kinase complex. Gene Ontology annotation, molecular function: protein kinase binding. The record is from RefSeq and is a predicted model, not a curated record. Gene Ontology annotation, biological process: autophagosome assembly; autophagy. Lineage: Eukaryota; Viridiplantae; Streptophyta; Magnoliopsida; Proteales; Nelumbonaceae.
UAGGAGAUCUCGGAUUGCAAAUUUGCCGCCACGAAACGUUACACCGACUGCACAACACCCAAAUCUAAUAUCACUGCUCAUUUAAUACAAAACGAUCUUGUUGAUUACUGAUAUUGACUUCGGAUUUGUGCUUGCUUCUCAAGCCUCAACCCGAGCCAGAAACAGUGAUUGUUCCUCCCUUUCCUCCAUGUCUUAAUGAUACUUUAGGGUUUCUUGAUAUAGGCUUUCCUUUGUUUGUCAACUUCUGCCUCCUCUUUUAGGUUAUUUAUUCAGUGUGACCUGAUUUUGCGGGUUUAUUUAGUGCACGAUAUCAUGAACUGCGAGGUUUGCCAACUUAAAGAGCUGGAAGUGGAGCACUUUGAGAUACGGGAAGUACUGCGAUGUAUUCUACACACCAUUGUGUUCCAUAGGGCUUUAGGUCUUGUACGACCCAAAGACAUUGACUCAGAACUGUUUGAAAUCACAUAUGUGCAAUGUGGGGACGCUGAACUUGAAAAGAAAAUAGAGGAGAAGAUUGACCAGUUCAUUGGUUGGGUAGAGAAGCACCCAAACAAGAAAAGUCAGAUAUGUUUGUCUUUCUACGAGGUGAAAAACAAACAGGCAACUUGGUUCUCAAACAAAACAGAACGCCUAUAUUGGGAACAAUGGUAUAUCAAUUUGAAUGUUGCACAACAACCAAAAGCACAUUUUGCCAAGUCUCACCAUUCCAAAGUGGUUGUAGAUCCUGGAGAGUGUGCCCUUGUGGAGAGAAGUGUUCGGCGGGCAGCCCUGGAGGCAGCUCUUCGUGAAGUUCUAUUUCAAAUCAUAAAAUUCGUAAAUGAGAAAAGAGAUCAUAUCCCUCCUGUUCCAAAUGUUGAGGGUGUCUCAUUUCCCUAUGAAAUCACAAUUCCAAGUUCAUCAGAUUCAUCAUUUGGCAUGGAUGUGAUUAAGAGGAUGCUCCAAACUGGGCAUCCAACCAUGCUUAGCUGAUUGUCCGAGGUGGUGAGCUCUCUUGCUGAAAGUGGCUUUCAACUCCCAUACAUUAUUCUCUUUUAAUAUUUGAAAAGAUUUCUCUGAUCAUAGUAGAGGGUAAUGAUUGGUGAUGUAUAGGGUACAAGGGAGAAAAGUUUCAUAUAAUUUCUGUAUAGCGAUCCUUUUUCUGGAGGGUGGUGGGUUUUUAUCCUGUGCAAGUAGUGACGGUGGCAUUAGCAUGGAUGUCUAAUAUGUACAUAUCAUACCUGGCGGUUUACAAAACUUAUACCUGUAAUUGGCUAAUAUUCUGUUAACUAAGAAAAUCUCAAAAUUUGUUUACUUUAA